Molecule: messenger RNA, 588 nt
Organism: Miscanthus lutarioriparius
Lineage: Eukaryota; Viridiplantae; Streptophyta; Magnoliopsida; Poales; Poaceae
Source: the annotation of a GenBank genome assembly
AUGUGUCUCCCGUUCUGCUGCCGCGAAAAUGAUCCGCCACAAUCACAAGUGACACAUGAACAUCAUCCAGGUCACGGGUUCGGCCACACCGAGCCUAUCGACCACCCGCCGCCCUCUGGAACUGGAAAGGAAGCAAACAAUGGCAACGGUGCGAGCAUGAACAAGAACAAGAGCGAUGAUGAAGGCAAGAACAAGACGGCGGACUCACCACCUACUCCACCACCGCAAUCUCCUGAGUAUACUCCGGCGGCUCCGCAAGCUCCUCCUAGUCCUAAACAUACUGCGGCCACCAAAGCUCCCAAGAAAGUCGAGCAAGUAGUCGCCAGUCCAAUCCGCCAUGCCGGGCCAGUGGCAGCAGCAGGGGUCGCGGGUUCCGCGAGGACGCCACCCGAGACGCAGCAGAUUGGUCGUCGUGGCCAUGCCCAUGAAGACGAUUACGGCUAUCCUAACCCUAGUGCUUCUCCCACUGUGGUGGCGGUGCCGGCUGCCAACAACUUCCGUGGAGAUCGUGGGCAUGGUGAUGCUCAUCAUGCUCAUGCAUACGUUGGCAAGGAUGAUCGCAAGACUACAGGCAGAACACGGCAGUGA